Actinia tenebrosa (Australian red waratah sea anemone) is the source of this 1744-nucleotide messenger RNA. RefSeq names its product pyruvate dehydrogenase protein X component, mitochondrial. Gene Ontology annotation, molecular function: acyltransferase activity. NCBI's taxonomy places the organism in Eukaryota, Metazoa, Cnidaria, Anthozoa, Actiniaria, Actiniidae. Gene Ontology annotation, cellular component: mitochondrion; pyruvate dehydrogenase complex. Gene Ontology annotation, biological process: pyruvate decarboxylation to acetyl-CoA. The record is from RefSeq and is a predicted model, not a curated record.
GGCAACCCAUGCGUGUAAACUGCCUGAUCUCUCAGGUUGAUCAAUAAUGGCGGCCUUCAUAGGCAAUCUGUUUUGUCGAAUUAGUAGUUUAUAUGGAGUCAAAGUCGGUUCUGUUCAAGCCUUGUUCAACGGAAGAACGUUGAUUAGGUUUAUCAGGGCCACGCCAGUGAUAAAAGGUGGUGGACCAACUCAAGUACUGAUGCCAGCACUAUCACCAACCAUGGAAGAAGGUACUAUAGUUACAUGGUUAAAGGAAGAAGGAGAUCCUAUUAAUCCUGGUGAUGCUUUAUGCGAGAUARAAACAGACAAGGCAACCAUUACUAUGGAUACAGAGGAAGAAGGCAUUCUAGCAAAGAUCUUAGUCCCUUCUGGCAGUGAAAAAGUGAAAGUCAAUAACCCAAUAGCACUGAUAGUGGAAGAGGGAGAAGACCAUACAAAAGUCAGUAUUCCAAUAAGUAGUGAAAGAUUACCAAGUGUUGGAGGAGAAGAAAACAACCAAAUGCUAGAGGAUGAAAACAUGCAGAGUUCAACACUAUCCUUGUCACCUGCUGUAAGGUUUCUGAUAGAUACAAACGGCCUUGAUGCCAAACUCAUUCCAGCAUCUGGGCGUGGUGGCCGUAUCCUCAAGGGUGACAUCCUUAUGUAUUUGUCAAAAAGUGAAAGUAUGACAAGUGAUAUUAAAGAGCAAACAAAAACAGCAGCUCAGGUGCCCAUAGCUAGACAACAAGUACCUCCCAUUAUGGAUAAACCAAAGCCAGUUUCCUCUGCUAAAUCAUCCAUCCCGCACACCAGAUACAGUGACAUUCCAAACACUGUCAUGCGGACCACCAUUGCUAAGAGACUAACAGAAUCAAAAAUGACAAUACCACAUGUAUAUGCAUCAGUAGAAUGUGUGAUGGAUAACUUGCAGCUAGUGAGAUCACAUUUACAAGAAAAGAACAUCAAGGUUUCAGUGAAUGAUCUGAUAGUGAAGAUUGCUGGAGUGACAAUGCGGCAAGUCCCAGAAAUGAAUGCUAUAUGGGAUGGUAGAGAAACAAAGUUAAUGGAAGAAAUUGAUAUUGCCAUUGAUGUUGCAAUUGAUGGAGGUAUUAUAACCCCUGUUGUUAGAGAUGCUGCCAACCUGGAUGUAUCACAGGUCUCAUUGGUUCUCAAGGAUCUGGCUCAAAGGGCGAGAAGUAACAAGCUUCAAGAAGAGGAGUUCCAAGGUGGUUCUUUUACAAUAUCCAACCUAGGGAUGUUUGGUAUUACAGAGUUUUUAGCUGUAAUCAACCCACCUCAAACUUCUGUCUUGGCUGUGGGUGGUACUCGUCUUUCGUUCACAUCAGAUGAAGUGAUACACAAAGUUAUAACUGUCACUCUGUCAUGUGAUGGUAGAGUUGUAGAUAAUGAGUUGGCAUCAAAAUGGCUGGAAGCUUUUAAGAAAAAUAUUGAAAACCCCACAACUGCUGGAUUAUGAAUAAAUGAUUUAAUGUAGCUAACAUACAGUACAGUAGUUGUAAUUUUACAAGUGAUUAUUAUAACUAGUGCUUAUUAGGGCACUAACUUAUCUUAUAACUACUACCCUUGUACAGAUGUACAGAGUAACGUACUAAUUAUUUUGUGGGGGGAAACAAAUUAGCUGAUACAAAUUUUGAACUUAAACUUGUGAUUUUUAUGGUAAAAGAUUAGAAUUACAUUAAGUAACUACAUUAUGUAAAUAUAUCAAAUUAGAGUAGAAAUAAAAGGAAUCCAUGUAGUGAAACAA